This is a messenger RNA of Cucumis sativus (cucumber), 1009 nucleotides long. Its product is annotated as putative tRNA (cytidine(34)-2'-O)-methyltransferase. Bases 90 to 896 code for a protein of 268 amino acids. NCBI's taxonomy places the organism in Eukaryota, Viridiplantae, Streptophyta, Magnoliopsida, Cucurbitales, Cucurbitaceae. Gene Ontology annotation, molecular function: RNA methyltransferase activity; RNA binding. The record is from RefSeq and is a predicted model, not a curated record. Gene Ontology annotation, biological process: wobble position uridine ribose methylation; wobble position cytosine ribose methylation. The transcript has 7 exons.
AUAGCGAGUGUUCUUCCUUUGAAACGAACUUAGUGAGGCUCUCGAGCGGCAACAAGAAGAAGGAAGAAGCAGAAGAUAGUGUUGCUGAGAUGCCGUUAAUGGACACAACAACAGCCACUCUCAGAGCUUUAAACCCAUUUACCCCUUUUCAACUACGCUCAUCCAGGUCUCUUCAUCUUCUUCGCCCUCGCUCCUUCUCCCUUUUCACCAACAAACACCACAAUCUAUCUUCUUCAUCCUUACGCCGGUUACUCCCCUUCUGCUCCUCAUCUGACAGAGUGGAGGGUUCUGGUUCCCUACCGACCGGUGUUGGUGAGGCCGUCAAUGGGGUCUCGCAUCCAAAGCUUCUUCAAGUUGUAUUGGUGUCUCCCUUGAUUCCUGGGAACACUGGUAGCAUUGCCAGAACAUGUGCUGCAUCGGCUGUAGGACUACAUCUAGUUGGGCCAUUGGGAUUUAAGGUUGAUGACACAAAGCUAAAGCGGGCAGGUUUGGAUUAUUGGCCAUACGUUGUCGUUAAAAUUCAUAACACGUGGGCGGAUUUUCAAGAAUACUUUAAGAAGCAGGAAGGAGAAAAGCGGCUGCUAGCAUUUACAAAAAGAGGAACAACACAUCACUCGGACUUUUCGUACAAGCGGGGCGAUUACUUGUUGUUCGGCUCAGAAACUACUGGAUUACCACCUGAAGCGCUUGAGGACUGCAAAAACCAGCCAUUUGGAGGAGGGACAUUAAGAAUUCCAAUGGUUGAAACUUAUGUUAGAUGCCUCAAUCUCUCGGUGAGUGUUGGUAUUGCUAUAUACGAAGCUUCAAGACAACUAAAUUACGAGCAACUUCAGGUUUCAUCAGAGAGUUGUACUAACAAUGAACAAUCUAUUAUUACAGAGGAUGUUUUUGCUUGAUCCUUAGAUGUGAAAUUUUGUACCAUUUUAAUUUUAUUUGGAGACUCUCAAAGAAACAUUGUUUACCUUAUGAUAUUAAAGCCAAUUCAUUGCAUGAUGCUGUUAUGUUACUA